AUGCUUAAAGUGUGCAGUCCUGUUGUUGUACCCAUCGUAUCCUGGUCGAAGCAGUGCCCACUUCAUGAGAUAUCUGAGGUUCUCUUCUCGCCUAAGUUUUCUGAAAUCGUCACUGGGGCCUCGAGUGGUGAAUUAAUAAUAUGGACUUUUGACAACAAGGAGAGCUUUUGGCCGAGGUGGAUGUGCACUGGUCACGUGGGCUCCAUUAAAAAUCUUGGAUUUGCGCGAAUUGAUGCCAAGCUUUCAGACUCAUAUUUCUUCAGUCACUCAAGCACUAAUGAGCUCGCAAUCUGGAAUUGGGAGGACGGGACCUGCCUGGAUAUUCGCGUUGAUCAGAUCUAUCACCAUACGCGGAUCAAGUCCUUCAAGCCAAGCUUCACUGAUGCGCACCUACUCUUCUGCAGUGGGCAGUACCCCUGCAUUGUGGUCAUGCAUGCACUGCAGCUCUCCAACCUCUUCACUCUUGCCUCCAAUGCCCAUCCCAAUUGGAUCCAGGACUUCGCCCUCUUCACUCACACCCAUCUCAAGCAAGAAGUGGUUUUAGGAGUUUCCAAUUCUGGUGUGGUCAUUGUAUGGACACUGACAGGCAAAGAAACGCUCAAUUCCACAACUUAUGAACACGAGUCGCGAACAAUUCCGACUAAUUCUCCUAUUCUGCAAAUUCAUUGCUGUGAACAUUUGCCUCGUCUGGUUCUACUAAUCUGCGUGAAGGAGUGGAGGAUUUUGGAUGCAAUCGACUGUUCCACACAAACUUUUCAUGCCAGUUGUGAUCCUAAGGAGCACUACGUGGGUGGCAGUUUCUUCCAUCGCGAAUACUUGGCAAUCUACACAAACGUUGGUGAAGUUUGUAUUUAUCAUCUCCCAAAAAACUCCGCUUUCAGGAUAGGAAGUGGCCUUCAAGUGGCCAGUCUGAAACCGCAGCUAGUCAUAAAACUGAGGAUGAACGAUGCUCCACGACUGAAACUUUCCAUUAGAUACCAAUUUCAGCAUACUCCUGUUACGAAGAUGUGCAAAGCGAAUCUCUUUCGCCUCGGAGCCCCCGAAAAGGUGGUCGACGCCUUUCUCUGUGGUUGUUCAGAUGGGACACUCUGUGUUUGGGGCCUCACAACUGAUCAACUAGUCGAGCCAGGUGAGAAGCUCUUGGAAAUACCCCCGUUUCUGCGAACAAGGCUUUCCGAUGUUUGGCAGAAGAUCUCAAAACACCUGUUGACGGAAGUUGCAUUUUUCAACCACACCUCUGUUCCCACCGAUGUUGUCACCAGUUGUAUCAUCGUUUACGCAUCCACUUACGCCACCGAUGCAACACCAAGGCGCUCACUUCCACCCCUUCUCAUUCGUGGCACCUCCACGGGUGAUCUGAUAAUCACUUCUCCAGCCUCCUCCCAUCGAUUUCGAGGUCACUACGGAGCUGUCCUCGCCCUCCUCCAUCCCUUCUCCUUCGCUCUCGAUAGUACCACCUUUCGUCCUAAUCUCUUCCUGUCUGGUGGGGAUGAUUUUGCCGUUCGUCUGUGGGAUUUGGAAGCCAUUCUUUUCGAAGAUGAAGAGAAAGGAGAGACAAAUCCGUUGGCGGUGUUUUACAACCACGCUGCACCGAUCAUAGCGCUACUUGUGGGUCCUGUGACUAGGCCCUCCUCCCUUGCUGGUUGUGUGAUCGUCGUGGCUGAUGACGGCACGGUGAGCGUCCUCUUCCCAAACGAUAAAUACACGCUUAUUCGUGCUCGUACAGCCUCGGGGGGUUAUGCAAACACUCCCGCCACCGUCCACGCCAUCAGCUGGCGAUUGGCUGAGAUGCUGCUGCUGAUUUUAGCAGCUGACGGCUCAUUGGCCGUUUGGGAUAUUCGUUCGGGGCAGUUAGAACGUUGUGAGAUGGGGUCAACCGCAGUGGAGAUUUUCAACACCGGCUCCGAGACCUUUACAAUCGGUUCCAGCCCUCUUCCCUCCCUCCCUUCGUUUUUUACCUGCCCAGCCAAUCAGAGCGCUUCCGCAGCGAGUGUGAGUCAUCGCACAGCGGCUGGACGGAUCACGCGCCGAAAUUCAGUCACUAACCAAUCAGCACGCUUCCUGCCACCACUUCUCCUUCAAAGCGUUGGAAUCAAUGCUUGUGGGGGACCCGCCGCCUUUGUCUUUCAUUUUGACCCCGAAGCACUCAUUUCAAAUCUCCUCUCCUCCGCUGUAUCUUCAAAGGAUAUGGAGAGUACUGAAAAUGACAUUCUGUUGAGUUUGCAAGACUGUGGAAGCCUCGUGAAGUUCCUACUGUCUGUGAUAUAUCCAUGGUCUGAUGAUCCUUCAGCUGAAUACGAUGUGCAAGUUCUGGGGGCUUUGCAGUUGGCCAAGCGCCCACAAAAACCGCAUUUAGGGUGCCUCUCUAUGGCGGGUUAUCUUACGCUACGCAUCCCUUGUCCACCAGACGCAAUUGAUAAAACAGAUUAUGAUUCUUCCCUGUCGACGAAGGUCGUCACAAAUCUUCGUCUCGUUCAAGUUGCUCUUGCGGACGCCUUGUGUUGCAUGCCGGCUGAUCGAUUAGCCGAAAUUUUUCCUUCAUCUAUCCCCAUCGACUCCCUCUUAAUAAGGUCGAUUUGCUCUUCUACAUCCUCCUCCUCCAACAUUCUCCAUCAGAUGAGGUUGCACACCCUUCUGGCACGCUGGCAGACUAAGUGCCUGCAUAUGCGUUAUAGCGCCCGUACACUAACCUACUCCCUCCUGGACUCACUUUCAACUGAGGAGCGUCGCAAUCUCGUUAAUCAAUGGGUUCGCUUCCUCCCCGAGGUCAAAAAUCUCCCAGAAAGCAUCCAUGCGACAACCAACGGCAUAGUCAAUGGCGCUCCAACGCACCGAAGUGCUGCCAAUCACAUUGACGCGGCUGGAUCAACCGACACACCAACAGCUUUAGAUUGUUGCGAGAGUCAGGAGUUGCUAAAAAUGUCGAUUAAGUUGGAAAGUGGGAUUUUCGAUUCAUUUGCAUUUGGACCGUCUCGACCGUUGAAUGCAUCGUCGGUGCAUCGGUAUCGCGUUGCGAACUGCGCGAUCCUCAUCCUUGCCGCCAUAGCAACACGAGUCGUCUCGGAGCAUUUGAGUCCCGCCUUAGCAGCACGUGACCUCUGCGUGGAGCUGAAUUAUCCUCCAACCUCUGCUGCGGCUUCCCUCUCGCCCUACUAUCAUCCCCUCCCGCCUGAGGUCAAGAUCACGACUACAGUGAUGGAGGACGAGGUGUUUAGACGCAUUGCCUCCGCCCUCAUGGUCUUUCUUGACUACACACCCCCAGACGGAACCAAGCGACAGGCGCUGGCCCAAGUUGCCUCUCCCAUCCGUCGCACUGCCAUUGAUUUCCUCGGUCGGGGAUUUCCACUGUGGGAGCCCUACGUGGACACAGCACAUCUCCUCAACUCCUUACUCAGUCUAAUCGCAAGCGAAGUCGGCCAGCUGGCGGAUCUUCAACCAGGCGAGGUGUUCAAUGGACAACGCGACGUGGCUCGCGCUUCCCGUCAGGCGUUGUGGCGCUUGACUUUCACUCGACCUCACCUGGUCAUCCUCACCCUCUCCCUCAUGCUGCGUCGACUGGGUCCACAGACUCUGAAUGCGAUGCUCACUUCUAACGCUACUGCUGUUGACGCAGGCAAUACCUCGGCGGAGAUUGGUGGCAACUCACAGCGACUACUGCGGGUGGUGGUGUCGUCUCCGGCACUAGCGUCUCCAAUUUUCGCUGUAAACUCGGGUUCAGAGUUGUCAAGGCAUCUUAAUAAAAGCGUCAGAAAUCCUUCCCAACCAACCAAUCAGGCUGCAGGAACUGGUCAGCCGCUGCCGCUGCUAAAGGCCGCAGUGGAGGUGUUGCGCGUGCUCACAGAGCUGAGCAGUCGUCGCGGUGUCGAGAUGACUCCCAUUUUACCUGAAUUGGUGGAAGUUGUGUUAGUGUGCGUUGACCGGACCCGACUGAGGGAGAGGGGCCUCCAUGCUGUCUUUCCUAUCCUUCAACGAUUCCACUCAGUGGACAGCCACACUAGAGCUCAGAAGGUCUGUGUCGGUGGCACCAACGGAAUGCUCAUUUUCUUCGACUUCAAGAGCGGCAGAUAUAACUCUACAAGCGCCCACAACGCACCAAUCACGGCCGUCUGUUUCAACUCCGAGGGUCGACAACUUGCCUCCUAUUCAAUGCAGGAAAACACUAUCAAAACCUGGCAGCUCUUCUCGACCGGUCUUUUUGGAAUUGGUAGCCAACAGGUGCGAGCGUUGAAUACUUACCCCAUUCGACCCCUUCAGCGUCCAGGCAGCUCAACAGCCGCCGCCUUGGACCCCACAGAGAUCGUGCUGACAUGGCCCGAACCGGGAGUGGUGAAUGUGCUGCAUGCUGAUGUUCUCAUUCGCUCCGUGACCCUGUAG
Echinococcus granulosus is the source of this 4374-nucleotide messenger RNA. RefSeq names its product WD repeat-containing protein 7. The transcript is spliced from 23 exons. Lineage: Eukaryota; Metazoa; Platyhelminthes; Cestoda; Cyclophyllidea; Taeniidae. The record is from RefSeq and is a predicted model, not a curated record. Gene Ontology annotation, molecular function: protein binding. The coding region runs from base 1 to 4374 and encodes 1457 amino acids. Gene Ontology annotation, cellular component: cytoplasm.